Messenger RNA from Frankliniella occidentalis (western flower thrips), 830 nucleotides. RefSeq lists its product as uncharacterized. The record is from RefSeq and is a predicted model, not a curated record. The transcript is spliced from 3 exons. The coding region runs from base 123 to 488 and encodes 121 amino acids. NCBI's taxonomy places the organism in Eukaryota, Metazoa, Arthropoda, Insecta, Thysanoptera, Thripidae.
AUCUAGGGGCGGCACCCGUUCAGUCCCAGCCUCAGGGCUCCACCGCACUGGACGCGGACGCAAAGUGGAAGCACAGGAGGCAGUCUCGUCCCACCCGACCGCUGGGACACACACCAGAUUGGAUGGCCAAAACCCUUGUGGGCCUGCUGGCCGCGUCCCUGGUGGUGCUGCUGCUGGCCGACGUCGCGCUGGGCCAGACGUUCACCUACUCCCGGGGGUGGAAGCCGGGCGGCAAGCGGGCCCGCGCCGUGCCGCUGCCCCCGCCGCCCCCGCGGCCCCGCGCCACGCCCAACGCCCCGGCCAGCUACCCAGAGGACGUCGUCCUGGACGACCAGCCCGUCAGAUACUUCGUCGAGGCGCUCGGUGAACGCUGGGCCCCGUUCGAUGUGGCACCCUGGCGCCCUCAGGCCCAACCCCCGGCCCAGGACGACGACGAGCGCUACCGACAUGCCGAGCAGCCCUCCCAGGGGGAACACGACGACCACUAGGGCGCCAAACAACGCCGGUCACUCUCGGACACUCCCUGACACCGCUCGACGGCGUCGGAUCGUGCCCGCCUCAACCGCCACCAUCACCAUCCAAACAACUUCAAAAGCAUAUUUUCUGCGGAAAGUGGAAGAAAGUGUCGCACCUCCCCCUUCACCAUACCUCCGGGUGCGUGAAGGAUUAGGUUGCGAGCCACGGUCGUUUCCACGUGUGACGAAGGUCUACAACCUUCGGUUUGGCGUGCGAACCUGUGGAGCGCAAGCGUUUCCCAUGACAGCCCGCCAGCCCCUCUCCCAUCGAAGUUUUAUUGUAAAUGAUUAAAUAAGCGAGGGUUUGGAAAAAAA